CUGGCCGAGCUCCGCGCUCCGGCUGCAGACGGAGGGCUCCCCCCUGUCUUGACAGAGAAAACCGGUGCUGUUGACAUUUGGACGCAGGCGACAAUGGCGACCGAAGUGAGGCAGGAGCUUACACAACUGAUGAACUCAAGUGGAUCUCAUAAAGAUCUUGCUGCCAAAUAUCGGCAAAUUCUGGAGAAAGCCAUUCAGUUUACAGAUGCCGAUCAACUGGAAUCAUUGAAGGCCUUUGUUGAAGCAAUGGUCAAUGAAAAUGUCAGUCUCGUCAUCUCGAGACAGCUGCUCACUGAUUUCUGCACACAUCUGCCCAACCUGCCCGACGCCACAGCUAAAGCAGUGUACCACUUCACCCUGGAAAAGAUUCAGCCCAGGGUCAUCUCCUUUGAGGAACAGGUAGCCUCAAUCAGACAGCACUUAGCAACCAUUUAUGAAAAGGAGGGAGACUGGAGAAACGCUGCCCAAGUUUUAGUUGGCAUUCCCCUAGAAACAGGACAAAAGCAAUAUAAUGUUGACUAUAAAUUGGAUACAUACCUGAAAAUUGCUCGACUCUACUUAGAAGAUGAUGAUCCAGUUCAGGCAGAAGCGUACAUCAACAGAGCCUCAUUGCUUCAGAAUGAGUCCUCUAAUGAACAACUGCAGAUACACUAUAAGGUGUGCUAUGCCAGAGUCCUAGACUUCAGAAGGAAGUUUAUUGAAGCUGCACAAAGAUACAACGAGCUGUCUUAUAAGUCAAUUGUUCAUGAAAGUGAACGUCUGGAGGCUCUGAAGCAUGCUCUGAACUGCACCAUACUGGCCUCUGCAGGACAGCAGCGUUCCCGUAUGUUGGCGACUCUCUUUAAGGAUGAGCGCUGUCAGCAGCUGGCCGCUUAUGGUAUCCUGGAGAAGAUGUACCUGGACCGCAUCAUCAGGGGUAACCAACUGCAGGAGUUUGCUGCCAUGCUGAUGCCUCACCAGAAAGCCACCACAGCGGAUGGCUCCAGCAUCCUCGACAGAGCUGUGAUCGAACACAACCUCCUGUCAGCCAGUAAACUCUACAACAACAUCACUUUUGAAGAGCUAGGAGCAUUGCUGGAAAUCCCCCCUGCAAAGGCUGAAAAGAUUGCUUCCCAGAUGAUCACUGAGGGACGUAUGAAUGGCUUCAUUGACCAAAUUGAUGGCAUUGUGCACUUUGAAACUCGGGAACCCCUUCCUACCUGGGACAAACAGAUCCAGUCGUUAUGUUUCCAAGUCAACAAUCUGCUAGAAAAGAUCCGUCAGGCGGCUCCGGAGUGGGCCGCACAGGCGAUGGAAACCCAGAUGACCCAGUAAAAAUGGCUGCUUUAGCGCACCCUGAGGUUUCGUCUUGCUUCUCCCCAAAAAGACCAAAAAAAACAAACAAAAAAUGACAAAAAAACAAAACAAACAAACAAAAAAAAACCUAACACCUG
Molecule: messenger RNA, 1433 nt
Organism: Archocentrus centrarchus (flier cichlid)
Lineage: Eukaryota; Metazoa; Chordata; Actinopteri; Cichliformes; Cichlidae
Gene: cops4
Product: COP9 constitutive photomorphogenic homolog subunit 4 (Arabidopsis)
Exons: 10
Coding region: 94-1314 (406 amino acids)
Cellular component (GO): cytosol; COP9 signalosome
Source: RefSeq, a predicted model, not a curated record